Messenger RNA from Oldenlandia corymbosa var. corymbosa, 1608 nucleotides. NCBI's taxonomy places the organism in Eukaryota, Viridiplantae, Streptophyta, Magnoliopsida, Gentianales, Rubiaceae. The record is from the annotation of a GenBank genome assembly.
AUGGCGCUGGAUAUAUACUGUUUAGAUGCGGAUGGAUCCCUAUUUGAUGUUGCUUUGCUUUCUGCUGUUGCUGGCUUUUCGCAUUGUGAGAUAGUAACCAUCUUCUGGUUAUUGCUGAUUGCCUUUGCUAAUCAUUUAUACUUCACAGAACCCCUCAUUUCUUAUAUAAGCAUACUUUUUCUAAUGUUAUUGAAAUUCGACUGCCUUGUAGUGCAAAUCCCUGUAGUUUCUGUGAGCGACGAAAGAAGAAUAGUUCUUGUUCCUGAGGGUAAUAAUUACAUCCUGGCUGAUCCGACAUCAGAGGAAGAGUCGAUAAUGGAGACACAAUUAACUGUGGUUUUGGAUUCGUCUGGUCUACUUGUGUAGCUUAACAAGCCAGGUGGAUUGGUUUUUGCUCAUACGUCAGUUAUACAGGUUAGUUCACGUGUACAUUUUUCUGUAUUGAUAAGCAAGCCGUGUGGUUCAAUAUGCGAUUGUAGCUCAGAGGGAUAUAAUUGAAUAUCAUGAUUGUGCUUGUCCAUGGAAAUAAUAUAUCCCCAUCUUCAGAAUUUGGGGAAUCCAUUUGGUUUGAACCAACUUUGACAUUGCUUCUGUAAUUGCUUGUUUUAUAAAUGUUGAGGUUGGGAUAUGAGCUGAAUGAUGCUUGAACCAUUGCAUACAGUUAGGUCAUUUUUAUCAUCUGUGUGUAUAUGAGUUCCCUGUGCUUGGUACUAGAACAACCUCCCUCUUGUCUUACUUCUCCUGUGUAAACAAUUAUCUCAUUAUUUGUAAACCUUACUUGUAACAACCAUUUCUGUUAAAGAGCUUAAGAAAUGGGACACUUACUAAUUCUUUGGCCAAAGUAGCUGCACAUUUCACUUUGUAAUCUUUGUUAAAUGUAGUAUUAUAAUUUUAAUCUUAUAAUUUUGCUACUGUUCCCCCCACAAAAAACUGCAGGUUAAAAUUUUUUCUUCGAUGAAGUAUUUUCGUAUCUAUUUCUGAGUAAUACAUUCUAGUUUUACAACCCUUCAAAUGCUGGCGUUAAUUUUGAUACACAAUAUACAUGAUAUGCUAUGAUAUGCUGAUUGCACCGUAUGCUAAUUUAUCAUGAUAUGCAAGAAUCAAAAACCUCCAUACCUCAGCUUACAAGGUUCAAUGUGAUUGCAGGACUGUGUAGCCCUGGCAAGACAGAGACUAAAAGAAGUUCAAUUGAUCUUGAAUGAAGCCAUUUCUGACAUGGAUGUGGACUAAAAUCCCAAGACGUUUUGGGACUAAAUCACCUUAUAUUGCUUAAUCAUUUAGAUUUGUAGUGAACUAUUGGAAGCCAAAGGGAACAGUUGAAACAGGUCCAAAUGGGUUUAGCCUAUUCUUACUUUGUAGUAUUAUUAUUACUAUGCAGUACUAUUAUCUUCUUUCAAGUGAAAUCUUUUCUUUAAAAGUGUAUUGUUGUUACAAAGAUUUGUAACGGUAUUUUUGAUCGAAUAGAUGUUUUUACUGUCGCAAAAAUCAACUGAAUAGCAAACUUUGUGACCAUUCUUCAUAAUUUAACUGUAAUUCUUAAUUGAAUGGUCUAUUUGUGAGUGAUUCAGAAGCUCUAAGCACGACACUAAUGUAAAACUACAAACGCAG